UGAUGGCACCCACCUGCACAAGAAAGGAAAAUCUCAACUUCUGGCGACUGAUUUCUUGUCAGCCAACACUCUGACCGUCGCCUGGCGAUGAUGGUUUUGAGUAUGUUCAAAUUCCAGGAGGUUUUUGGGCGUAAACAUUUUGAGACUUUGUGAGAGUUGCUCGAUAGAGAAAGGUUGUUCUGGCCGGAACCGUCGUAGUCCCCAACAAUCCAAAGUUGCCAGAAGCUCUUAGACCUCUUCCCUCGACGCCGACGCUGAAGCAGCAGCCGCUAUUGAACACCCAUCAUCAACUCCACUGUGCCAAGCCACUAUAGUAGUGUAGAAUACAGGUGUAAGGACUUAAUAAGCGCUUGUUUAUUUUAGGUGCUCGUCAAUGGAGCUCACCUUGGGACCAUAUGAAGGACAGUGUACUGCGGGGACUUCCCCUGUAGUGCUAUGGUAUGGUAAUCUCUGUGGUUAAUUUUCGUGCCGAGGAUUUUCGUGUUUUGAAGUGUAGCGAGUUGGGGGUAGUGUCGUUUUAAGCCAUGGGCUGACAUUACGGCGGUUAGGGGUGAUGAAGACGAAGUUGUGUGAUGGUUUGAAGAUGGCGAGGUGACAUAGGACAGAGUGGAGUGGUUUCAGUGCGGGCUUUGGUGUCGGUGAGGGAAUGCUGACGGAUUUGUAGAGAGUUGGGGUAGGGGAGUUCGUUGUACUGAUGAUUACCCUAGCUUUGGGGAGCUAUACAUGAGAAGAUGAGCUCAUGACGGGGCCAUGGAAGGGACGGAGACGAGCGGAGGGGAGCGACAGCGGGGACGGGGAAGAAAGAACAGGUGUAGAGGAGGGGAUCUGUUUGGCUCCUCCCAAUAUUACUUGCGCUGGUCGUAGUAUCUUACUCGGACGGUGCGCGUAGUUGUGUGUGUGUGUGUGUGCGUUUGUAUCAUAUUUUAUCUAUUUUUAAUAUCUCUCUCGCUCUCACAAUGUUUCACUGUGGUUCACACAUGGGAGUCAAAAGCUUUGGGCCAUCUCUUUCUGGCGUUGAACUGAAGUGGUUGUACUCAGAAUAAUUCUGGAUUCUAGAGGGCUUGCAAAGUGAGGCACUGAAUGUGGUUUAUAAGAAGUCGGAACCUAGUUGGCGAGGUCAGGGUGGACUUUUCUUAUCAGUGACGUACCAGGUUUCAUGGCCUAUUUAGUCUGCUGAUGUGCUUGGUGGAGCUCUGACGCUCAACAUCUGAUUCGGGAUGUUAGGAAAGGAGAAACUGGAACAACGCGUACUUCGUGCUCCGUGUCUCGGGUUUGUGACUCGUGAGACAGGGUGUUUUAGUGGAUUGGAAAGUUGUUUUGAAAUGUGUUAAUGUGGGCACCGAGUUCUCUAUCCGCAACUUAUGGUUGGUAGUCUGACUUAGUUACAACCUGCUAUGAUGGAAUUCCUGGAUGUCCUACCUGUAGCGCUGCGUCGUUGAUGACAAAAGCUUCUGAAAGACGAGACUUUGGUGCCUUCUACCUCUCCCCAGAUGGCACGAGGUGGAUGCUGUUGGAGUGGGCCAUUUUUCCUUGGCUCCUUGUCCCGCAAGAACAAAAAACGAAUCGUUCCGGCAACUAGAGUACACGAUGGAACGGCACAGCCAUCCGAUCCCCAGGGCCAGUUUGCCUUCCUACUUGCACCUCCUUCAUCUCCAGCGUCUUAUGCUAAUUCCAUGGCUCCAUCUUCUGUUCAGUCGCCGUAUUACCCUUCAUCAUGCCCUGUUCCUCAGGGUGGUGGCUCAAGAAUUCCUCUAGAAACACAGUCUAAUAUGUUUGCUGUGGGUCCUUACGCACAUGAAACAGCGCUUGUCUCGCCUCCAGUUUUUUCUACAUUUACAACUGCUCCCUCAACAGCUCCUUUUACGCCUCCGCCUGAACUUGCCGCUCACUUUACCACUCCCUCUUCUCCUGAUGUUCCUUUUGCAAAGCUGCUAGCAUCUUCUUUCUCAGACCAACGAUCUACUAAACGGGAACCGGAGCCCCCUUACUCUGCCUCACCUUUUGCCUCCCCUGAUUACUAUCAACAAGAUCACAGUCAGCAAGAUGACUUGCAGGUUGGAUAUCAGUUGUAUGCAGGAAGUCCCCUUGGUUGUUUGAUUUCCCCUGCUGGCACCACCGGUGAGUCAACUCCAUUUGCUGGGCGUGGCACUAUUGGUACUAAUACACCUCAUGCAGAAGGUGACAAUCCCACUCCAUUGACUGUCCUCCCAGCAGUGGUAAGCACGCUACCUAACCUUGAGCACCAGGUAGCCGAGGGACUUCAUCAAAGGAGUAUUCUAGAUUCUCAAUGUGGGCCAGGAGAGCCUCUGAAUGACAGCGGCAGAGAGCGACAUGGGAGCUUUGACAGUCACUCACGGUUCAUGGGAGCCAUGAUUCAUGAACGUGAUCCAUCUGAUUCGGCUUCACACUCGUAUGGGCAUGAGCAGCACAGUGGUAGUUUGAGUGGACUUCAUGAGGUCUUGGAGGGACGGAACAGGCACAGGAAACUAAAUCAGGACAAGUCUUCACGAUUCACAGGUCUGAAAACCCAAGAGCAGGAAAAGGAUGACGUUCGCAAUGAGGAUUUACUUGAACUUCCGAUGCUGUUGGGCAGUGAAAGUUCUCAGGGUGGUUCUAGGGCGUCACGUUCUCCGAAUAAUAGAAGUAAAGUACAGAGCAAAGCAGGGAGCCGGGUGGAGAGCAAGGCUGGGUCUGAUUCUUUGAAAGAGUGGGACCGCAAUGAAAAUAAUUUACUGGAGUAUGCACUGAGCUUGCUCGAAGGAAGCGACGGGAAAAGGCCGGGAACAAUCGGGUGGGCGCCUGUGGAUACCUCGCUUCCUCGAGAACCUGAAGCUUCCACUCAGUCAUCCUCUGACUUGAGUAACGGGACCGAAGAAAAUGAAACGGAUCGUGUGUAUAAAGGUGACCAGAAUGGUAAAAGCAGCAGUGAAGGUUUCCAGGAAGCAAUAUCUGCGGGAGCAAUUGAGGAGCCUGAGGAAACAGUUGUUUCGGCUGAAAACCAUGAUUGCAGUUCGAGAUACGAGUCGCUUGUCUCUCAAUAUGAGCAGCUAUCAGUGGCAUUGAAGGAGGCAGAAAGGAAACAACUAGAGAAAGAUCGUCUUGCUGAAGAAAGAGAGCAACAAAAAAGGCAUCUCACACAUUUGCUGCAAUCGGGGGGUUUACAGAAACUUGUGGGGGAUUAUUUAAGGGCUGGCAACGAAGUGGGCAAAAACAAGAAGACCAAAGAUGCACCAUGAUACAGGAAUUCUUCUCUAGCUCAUCAGCCCCUCAAUACAUAGGCAUUACAUGCAUAAGCAAUAACAAGUGCUGGUGGUCAAUCUGGGCAGGACAUGGUAGUCGCUAACGAGCCCUAGAUCUGUUGGACAACUACACGCUCCAGGCACCGUGUUUGACCAGAGAUUUGAGGGUUUGAAGCCUAUCAAUACUCUUGUAGUACGUUCACCUGGCGACAAAAGUUGUUGUCAUCGCACAGUAUUUUCGCUGUGUACAUUGCUAUUUGAAACUGCAAUUUAAUAUUCACUUCUUAUAAGCUUUGUUCACCCUU
This is a messenger RNA of Physcomitrium patens, 3544 nucleotides long. RefSeq lists its product as uncharacterized. NCBI's taxonomy places the organism in Eukaryota, Viridiplantae, Streptophyta, Bryopsida, Funariales, Funariaceae. The record is from RefSeq and is a predicted model, not a curated record.